AUGCAAACUAAGGCAAGCGCACCUGAACCUCUCUCCGAUAUCCGCACCUGGUCACUCUUAGAGCGCCGCGGAAAGCUCGCUAAGGGUACUCGGAUACAAGUCUCUGCUUACAAAGGUAGCAAUGUCGCAAUCGACAUGCCGCUACCACUUCUCCACGCGUGCUCUACGAAGAUGGUGGCACGCAUAGAGAACAACAAGAUCACACUUCCAUCGAAUGUCGAAGGUAGGGUCGCUGCAAAUCUCUUGCAUCAUCUUCGAGACCUAACGUCCAACGGGACCACUACACCGAUGGCAUUAUCGUUCAAUCAUGUCGACAACCUGAAGAUGUGCGGCGUCGCUGAGGUCCUUGGCUUAUCAAUGUAUGUCCAGCACAUUAUUGAGCACUACACAAAUAUGGCUCGAAGCAACGAACUGUCAUACAACCUGAUUGACUUCAUCUCCAAGAUGAAGGGAGACGUUGGGAAGAAAUUGUUCAACGAGGUGGCCCGAACUCAGGGCAUCGCCUCCUUCGAAGGCCAUGUCAAUGACAAAAAAGCUUUUAUAGCUUACCUUGCUACAAACUCUCGCCUUCAUGAAGCUAUUACUUCUGUUCAUGUUGAGCAGCAGAGAAUCUCAGAAGAGAUGACUAAGGCUCGCGAGGACUACAUGCUGCGUGAAGCGUGUCGUCAGAGCAAGCAGUUGAUGACACCAGAGGAGAAGGAAGAGGCGAGGUCGAAGAAGGUUAAUUGGAAAGAGACGCAGAUCAGGUUGAAAGAGAAGGAGCGCAAAGAGACAGAAUUGGUGGCAGUGGUGAGGGAGAAGCGGAAGAGGGGAUGGAAGAAUUGGAGCGCCGAGGAGGCGAGUGUCUUGGAAAAGUACUUCGGGAAAAGGGUUAGUGUCCAGACGUGA
This is a messenger RNA of Parastagonospora nodorum SN15, 888 nucleotides long. RefSeq lists its product as hypothetical. The record is from RefSeq and is a predicted model, not a curated record. Bases 1 to 888 code for a protein of 295 amino acids. The transcript has a single exon. Lineage: Eukaryota; Fungi; Ascomycota; Dothideomycetes; Pleosporales; Phaeosphaeriaceae.